This is a messenger RNA of Phytophthora sojae, 1557 nucleotides long. RefSeq lists its product as hypothetical. Lineage: Eukaryota; Oomycota; Peronosporomycetes; Peronosporales; Peronosporaceae. Bases 1 to 1557 code for a protein of 518 amino acids. The transcript has a single exon. The record is from RefSeq and is a predicted model, not a curated record.
AUGGGCGCUUGGGUUUUUCUUGGUCUGGUGCCGUUCAUUCUGCUGGUGCGAAGCUACUGCAAAUUCGUGACGCCGCACAAGAUCACAGAGAGUCUGGUCGUCCCGCCCGAACUCGAGAAAGAAAUGGUUAAUUUGACGGAGUUCUGUCCUCUCGAAGGGUUUUAUUUGGGUCAAGUGUGGUGGAAUGCUCAAAACACGCACUUCUACAAUGUUUCGCAAGGAAUUCUCUGUCAUUUCGUCGUCCCGCAGUAUAAUAUCCAUGGAAAUGUGCUGAUAGGGUCCUCGAAAGUCCCACCGUAUGAAACAAGCCCGCGCGAAUGUGCCGACAGCAGCUACUCCGUCGAAAUGUACUUCUAUCACGGGAGUUUUGGGUAUUUUUCGUUCUACGAAGAGCAGAUCGGCACAUUUUGUAAUUAUGAUAAAACCGCGUAUAUUGUGGCGAACGGCCUUGGAACUUACGACAUCAACGGACCCGACCUGGCUGAAGACACCGGAAGCACGGAGUAUCGACAGUCAUAUUGGUAUGGCGCAUCCGCCGGUGUUUGGGUCAUGUAUCGUGGUCUAGUGCUUCGUCGAAGCUUCAUUUUGUGCAAGCGAUAUGGUCGAAGAUGUGACCAAAUGGGGGUCGAGCUUCGGCGGAAAGAAGCCGUUGUGUUUGUUCACGAGCAACUCCGUCUCACAACGCAUAAUGCCACAAAACUACACCGAGUUGUGCUGCUGUACCUGCUAAUCGAAGGGCUCAUGGGCGAUUUAUUUCUCUUGGUCGCCAAUAACGGGCUCUUGUCGAAGAUGCAGUACGUCUCGCUCGGCUACAAUUUAUCUGGAAUACUGUUGCUGGGUUUCGAGACAAUUGAAAGUAUGCACUGGCUGCGCGAAAGGACUCGGGUGUUUAUCAAGCGACUUCUGUUUUGCUACGAAUCGUCUCUGCUUGGGGAGAUCCUGGGGGCAGCUCUUCAACAGACAUUCCUCACGCACAUCAACGCGUCAAGAAUGUUCAAGAGCUCCAACAACAUUAACGUGGCCGUCUCGCACUACGUUUGGAGCAUUGUGGGCCACGGUAUCUUCGUCUUUUGUGUCAUCGGAUUCAUCAUGUUGGUGCGUGCACUUUGGGCAAUUGUGUACGUGUGGUGGAAACAUCAAACUAUGGCAAUCUUCUCGGCGUCAUGUUGUGUUGAUACUGCGCUGGGGCGACGCAAUAAAAUGACAAUGUUGGGGGGAUAUCAUUGGGUAGACGACCAGUUGUACUACGGACCUGAGGCGCUUAAAUCGUUCGGGCUUCUAAGGGUGGAGGAGGAGGACGGUGCCGAGCUCAUCGCACUGCGUAAAUUGCACUGGUUCGCGGUACCGAGGCAUGGCAUGUUCGUAAUUGGAGAGGUGUAUGGAGAGUGUGUUAGACCGUGUGCUCUGCGCCCCUGCACUGGUAUUGUCAGUUUCUUCAAUCAGCGCUUAGGAGGUGAAUCUGACGAGGAAACAACGCGACAAGGUAGGCGUCUGGUACGAGUACGCAGCAAGAUUGCUCCUGGCCCAGACACGAUCAAUAUUUUCCCGCCAUCUUAG